CCCGCAGAGAACCGGCGGACUUUAUAAAGAGGGACUGAAGCCAGGGCGCACACAUGACGCUGGAGCUCCACUCACGGACUAAACGCAGACCAUGUCCCACAGAAAGGGCUGCCUGGGGCCGGAUGAUGUGGAGAAUGUGCGCCGGAGACCAGCUGAUCUGUCAGACAUGCAUAUGGACAAUGAACAUCAUCCUCGGUUUCCACGGAGACAGUCCCAAAAUGAAAGGCAUCAUCCAGAACUAGGUGCAGUGGAGACACCCUCUUCAGAAGCCUCUGCACCCCACGUCUACUCAUACACACCCAAAUGUUUCCUGUCUGUUAACAGAGGAGGACAUGGGGUUUCACCGCGGUCUAUGGCAUCAUGGUAUGGUGAUGAAGGCUGGCACGAAGCUACCACUAAGACCACAAUCAGAGCUGAGAAUGAGGUGGAGGCCCACAGGGAGGCCAACAACUAUAAGUUUGGUUUCAGAAAGUGGAAAGGCAACGUAACAGAGAGGCCGAUUGAAGGCAGAUCAGAGAUCAUCAAAGAGCUGUACUCUGAUCUGAGCACUGUUAAGCAUCAAGAAGGCUCUCUGAUCACUGUUGGAAAUGUUGCUUAUGUCUUUUUAUUUGGAUGGUGGAUAUCUUUAUUCUACUUUCUCAUUUGUCCUGUGAUGUUUCUCACUGUCCUCGGUGCCGUUUAUGGGAAACUUUGUUGGAAGAUGGGGUGUUACUUUAUUUGGCCAUUUGGGAAAUCAAUCGAGAAGGCCGGUGAAGUAGUGAGAAGACCUGUUGCAAAACCCCCAAGGUGUGAGGUAAUUCCUGAAGAGAGGGACACCGACGACACCAAGGACGGUGUCAGGGACUCCUCACCCCUUUUGGUGUCUUCUCCCAUCCCUGUCGAGAUUCCAGUCACAGAACCCUCAUCCAAAAAACCCUCAACAUACUGGUGUCGCCUCAGUACUUAUGUGUGGCUGUUACUGGGUUUCCCUGUCCUGGUUGUGGUCCACUGUGUUGCCUGUGUGGUCUCCUGGUUGCCGGUCUUCACCAUCCCUGUAGCCAAGAUGAACGCUCGCACAAUAACCAGUGUCCUGCUCAUGGCACCAGAAGACAUCCAGAUACACAAACUGGAAAGAACACUGAUGUGUGAGGCCAAAGUCAUCUUAUACUGUAAUCAAGCUGUGAACUGGUAUUACUACAAAUAUGCUGUCCAAGGAAUCAACAUUUUCGCUCUCAACCUGCUUCCUCUGGUGUUAGCCAGCCUAGUUAUUGGUUAUACUGACAAGGACCACAAUUAUUUCAGCUCAGAGACUAAGUUUGCCACAGCCAUCACUUCCAUCAUCCCUCUAUCCUACUUUAUUGGAAUGGGUAUAGCCAGUAUUUCUGCACAGAGUAACUUUGCCGUUGGAGCAGUGGUGAAUGCCACUUUUGGCUCCAUCACAGAGAUUACAUUCUACAUCACAGCACUGCUGCAGGGACAACGGGCUGUCACCAAAUGUUAUGAGGAGAUUGUCAAAGCUGCUCUCACAGGGACCUUGCUGGGGUGUAUCCUGUUUAUACCUGGUAUUUGUAUGAUCAUUGGAGGCAUUAAGCACAGGGAGCAGCGAUUUAACAGUCGCUCAGCUGGAGUGAGCUCAGCCCUGCUCUUCAUAUCUAUAGGAGGUGUUUUUGCCCCCACCCUCUUCUCAAAGGCCUUUGGUAAUCUGGUGUGUGAUAGCUGCACCAACAUCCCAGGCAAUGCCAGUGUAUCCUUCACCUGCAAGGACUGCCACUACGACAUGAGUGAAAGUGACCCGCAAUUGAUAAUGUCCCAUAUUGAACCAUUGGUGUACACCAUUUCCGUGCUCCUGUCUGGUGCCUAUCUGAUUGGGCUCAUUUUCACACUGAAGACACACUCCCACAUCUAUGAUAUCCAUAUCAGUGAUGGCCAUGGUGGCAAUGUACACGCAGGUGACCAUGUAGUACACUGGUCCAGAUGGAGGGCUCUGGCAGUGCUAAUAGUGGCCACAGCGCUGAUGGCCUGCUGUGCUGAUCUCAGCACUGACAACAUUGAGCCCAUGUUGACCCAUUCUGCCAUCUCCCAGUACUUCAUUGGUGUCACACUGAUAGCCAUGGUGCCUGAGCUUCCAGAGAUUGUCAAUGGCAUCCAGUUUGCAUUGCAGAACAAUAUUAGCCUAAGCCUUGAAGUGGGCAGCUGUAUUGCAGUGCAGGUCUGCAUGAUUCAGAUUCCAGUACUCAUCGUCUUCAAUGCCUUCUAUGAUGUUGGAUUUGUACUUGUCUUCAGUGAUAUUCAUCUGUGGGCCAGCAUUUUCAGUGUCAUUUUGGUCAACUACAUUUUCAUGGAUGGAAAAUGUGAUUAUUUUCAAGGUACUGCUCUAGUGGUGGUCUACCUCAUCCUUCUGGCUCUUUACUUCUUUGCCCCAUCUCCACGCUCCUGUUGGUAGUAAAGAAAUCAUGAUACAACAAAAAAGUGAACAAAAGUCGCUAAUUCUAUAUGGAUGGCUUUCAUCAGUAGAACAAAAACUGGAAAUUGAAUCGGUCUGUUGUCUGUAAAUAUGAUAUAUGAUGGGUUUUGUGUGCAUAAAUUUAGUUUCAUAGUCAUGUCCAUGGAUUAAAAAAUGUAAAAAAAAAAAAAAAAAAAAUCCCUAAAGAAAAACAGAAUCUGUAUUUUGUGACAGGUUUAUUUGCCUUUAUAUUUAAAUGUACAUUUUUGCUGUUCUUUUUGGCUGUAAAUCACUGUGAUGUCUGUUUAUAUGAAACAUAAUAAAUGCAUCAAUUUAAGAAAGUUGUCAUCAAAAUAAGACCUUUAUAACAACAAAUACUAAUUUUCUAACAAAAAAUGAAGAAAACAGGGCAAGAGGGAUGCAAUCUCUGCAUGCAGAUAGAAGACCCAUCGAUUGCAAUGGUCUUUACACAGCAUUUUGUUAAUUCUCACAUUAGAUACAAAUAUAAUACAAAUGGCAUUCACUCAGUAAGGUAAUAUAGUCAUUUGUGAAUUAAGUUUGCAACUCUGUUAACAAAUUGAAUUGUCUGAAAAUUAGCACCAAUAUUGGAGAUGAAAAUUAAAGGAAUAGAUAGAAAAAGGUGAUUGCUGUAGGAUUGAAAUGUCUAGAGUUGUGGAACUGAUCUGAUUUGAAACCAUAUCUCUCUAUGUUAUAUGAGGACUACAACUAUGUACUUUAAUAAAAAUGAUAAUGUAAGAUGCCAAAUUUUAUUGUCUUCAUAAAAUGCAUUAGCUUAUGAAGCCAGGAGCACCAAAGGUAAAUGAAAACACAUGUACACCAAGUUUAUUUUAACUGAUUUUCCUGAAAAUGUAAAAUGUGUAAAACAAACUGAUGAAAUGAUUUAUGGUCAAAUUGAAACCUGACUUGUCACUCUGACAGUAUUGGACUGAAGUUUAUGAAACAGAUUCAUGUAAAUCUCAGAGGCUAAGAAAACGGUUAAUUCUUCAAGUAAAUUCAUGAUCUACAAAUACGUACCAGUCAGUCAGUAUACAUUUAAGUUUCAUACAGAUUUAUACAUUUGAGUUACAUUUUUCAUCCGUUCUCCUGUUCACCUUCCCUGCAUAGGGCAAUUCUUCUGUAGAUUAAAAAUAGGUUAUUUUAAAAUGUUGAGUUUGAAUUUUUCAUUGGUGCUGCAUGUUGAUAUUUAGGCGCCCAUUAAGUUCUAACAUGUAGCUUAUAAAAACUGGAAAUUUCCUGGGUAAAAAUGGGAACAUUAAGCAUGAAUAUAUUGUACAUUUCAUGCAGUCCAAAUCUGUAAAUAGAAAAAAUAAAAAGCAUCCUAAUUGUGUUAUACAUCAUGCUCUGGAUUUAGUUAAGCAGAGGAAAGAGGGGAACAGGGAGCUAUGUACAGAACACUUUAUUGACAGAGCUCAAACACAACUUUCACACAAAGCCUACUCUACAACAUUGUUGUGGUCACCUUUUAAAACCAUCACAAAGCAAAGAUUUGAUGAUGUAGGUAUAAGAAGCAGGUAGGAACACCAUGCACCAAGGAUGUGUUCAUGUGGAACAGAAAUAAAGGGGUAUGGUAAAGAAGUGCAUGCAGAAACAUCAGGAAAACAUCAAAGUACUGAGUCCCAUUACCAAUAUAAAUCUCAUAGAACCUCCAUCUAACCUCAUAAUCUCACUUUGGUCAAGGUGGAAGAUUAUUUGGCAUAAAUUAUAAUUAAUUAAAGGAGCUGUUACGCAUUAUCUUGGCACACUGAAAAUGUGCUAAUCAGAUUAUCUCAAAGACUCAAACUUCAGCAUCCUGCCCUAAAGCCUGCUCAUUCCUGCUAUUUAAGAUGUCUGCAUCCUUGAAACAGGAUGCAGAUUUUCAUUUAUGGCCACCACCAUUUUCAGUGAUUAUAGGCAAAAGCUGAAUUGUUAAAAGUGGAUAAACUGUUUAUCUGAAAGCUGUUUUUACAUAAACCCUUUUUGAACAUACAGAGAUCUUUAUACUGCCUAUGUUUGUGAAAUUUCAACCUCCUUAUGGGUCUGAAAAAGGCACUGCAGUAUAAACAUUUGUACAAGCUUGCUACUAAAGCUUCUCCUUGUGCAUAACAAUUUCAACGUCAACAGAGAGGGAGUAAAAGUCUGAAUAGAAUUAAGUCUUUAUUCAAAUAAAAUCAUUUAAAUUAAUUUUAAAGAGCACCAGAUUCACAGUGAUGUGUUGCAUGGUUACAGAUGAGAAUAGUAAACAGGAUGGAAAUUAAAUUACUUUUGUCUUGAAGAUACCCACCUUCAACUGACCUUUUUUUUGCAGAUGACUCUGUAACACAACGUUCAAUAUAAUGUACAAGAAAUACAAGGGCUCAGAUAAAGGAAAACCAGCUUUGAAUUUUCUUUAGACAAUAAUAGAGCAUGUUUAUCCUGUGUGUUAUAGCCAUUUCACAACAAAUACAAUAUUUGUCUUGAUUAUUUCCCAAGCCUUUUUGAUUUCUUCAGACCAUGUCAGUGUUUUAAGGUGAGGAUGCAAUACAGCAGUGAAUACACAAUUUCAAUUGAGAACUGAAAUGAAAAUCAGUAAUAAACCACUUCAGUCAGGGUUUAAGCUGCUGGAACAUUAUUUUUAAGAUGAAGUUAUAAAAAAAAAAAAAAAAAAAAAAAAAAAAUACAUUCACAAAUCUGAAACAGAAUGUUUUGAGAAGCUGUCAUCAGUCAUACAGUCAUUUGUAGUGAAAUGACAACAAAUUUUAAAAAGCACCACCAGACCACCAGCUUUGAGACUGAAGCUAUUAGAGAACUCAUUACCUUUAGGAUUUAUUUAAAAAGUAAACAGCUAUAAAUAUGAAAGACAAAGUGUGCAAAUAGCUGUAUCAGGUGAAGAGAAUACCCCAGGAAAAUAGAUUUAGUCUUUCCAAAUAAAUACACAUGCAUUCUUUGUUGUGGGGUUCUUUAAAAACUGCUCAAAAAUGUGUGGGAAAAAAUGAUGGCAUUGUUUUGGAAAUGCCGCAUCAUUUGGUGUCAGAAGUGGGAAGUGGGAUGGGCUAGUCAGAAGAAGGUGGCUCACCUUCCAAGGACGUGAACAAAUCUUCGCUCCCAACGGGUACAGCAGGAGACUGAGACUGUUGCAGGUGAUGCUGAGCUGGCGUGGGUUACCAAAAAAUAAUUCUCAUUAGAGGAGGACGAGUCCCAACCCCAGCCUGUCCAAGUCUUUCAGGUGCAUCAGGAGGUCAAGUGUUGUCCCAAAUGAGAGACUUCCUGACAGCCCAAUAGGGGAAAGAGAAAGGCUCGCUGGAGGAGCUAUGGUGCCUGAGGGCAGAAGCCCAUCUCAAGCACUUUGACGAAGACCUCAGGGAAAACUUUCAGCCAGUGUUAUUUGUUACAGGAGUAGGUAACAGUGAAUUUGAGUGUGAGUUUUUUGUUGAAUGGAGUUAUGGCAAAACUCUAAAUUGAAAA
This is a messenger RNA of Sphaeramia orbicularis (orbiculate cardinalfish), 5863 nucleotides long. It is a transcript of the gene cax1, whose product is annotated as cation/H+ exchanger protein 1. The coding region runs from base 92 to 2422 and encodes 776 amino acids. Gene Ontology annotation, biological process: intracellular calcium ion homeostasis; calcium ion transmembrane transport. Gene Ontology annotation, cellular component: membrane; endomembrane system. Lineage: Eukaryota; Metazoa; Chordata; Actinopteri; Kurtiformes; Apogonidae. The record is from RefSeq and is a predicted model, not a curated record. Gene Ontology annotation, molecular function: calcium:proton antiporter activity. The transcript has 20 exons.